UACUUCAACCACAACCACAUCGGCAGCAUCUGGACCUGGUGGUGGUUGGUUGGUUGCUAUACAGCAAACACAUAGUUACUGUGUGUGAAUAGAAGAAUCCAGAUCAAUGGGGAGGGGAAGAGUGACGCUGAAGAGGAUAGAAAACAAGAUCAAUCGGCAGGUCACUUUCUCCAAACGAAGGUCUGGAUUGUUGAAGAAAGCUCACGAGAUCUCGGUAUUAUGUGAUGCAGAUGUGGCAUUAAUCGUCUUCUCUACGAAAGGAAAGCUCUGCGAGUACUCUACAGAUGCUUCAAUGGAAAGGAUCCUUGAGAGGUAUGAACGACACUUGUACGUAGAAAGGCAGCUUAAUGCAGACGAUCCUCAAUCACAAACACUUGAAAUAAUUUCGGAACAUGGAAAGAUGAAGGCUAGAAUUGAGCUCUUGCAGAAAACCCAGAGGCAUUUAAUGGGAGAAGAUCUUGAUUCCUUGAGUCUCAAGGAGCUUCAGAAUUUGGAGCAGCAAAUAGAUAUGGCUCUUCGACGCCUUCGAUUGCGAAAGAACCACUUGAUGCUUCAAUCGAUUUCUAACCUCCAAAAGAAGGACAAGGCAUUGCAAGAUCAAAAUAACGUGCUGUCGCAGGAGAUCAAAGAAAAGGAAAUCGAGCAAUCCCAAUCACCUCCUGUGGAGCAGCAAACUCAUGAGAACAUGUCUUCAUUUCAGUUGGGCACCUUGAACCUUGGUGAGAUUUACGGGGCAGGCGGUGAAGAAGGAGAAAUAAUGGAAGAAACACAGAGAGGUAAAUCGGUGAUGCCUCAUUGGAUGCUUCAAUACAUGAGGCAGUAGAAGAAGAAGAAGAAGGUGGUGAUGGUUUUGGUAAUGUUGUAAAAUGUACAAGGGAUGUAUUCUUUACCACAAGUAAGUUGGAUGUCAAAUUGUCACCUAAAGCAGCAGGAAAUCAUAUGUUAAAUCACAUUGUUUGUUGUUUGUUUGGACUCCAUAUAAUAUAUUAUUAUUAAAGUAGCCUACA
Cynara cardunculus var. scolymus (artichoke) is the source of this 1007-nucleotide messenger RNA. Its product is annotated as truncated transcription factor CAULIFLOWER A. Gene Ontology annotation, biological process: positive regulation of transcription by RNA polymerase II. Gene Ontology annotation, cellular component: nucleus. The record is from RefSeq and is a predicted model, not a curated record. Gene Ontology annotation, molecular function: protein dimerization activity; RNA polymerase II cis-regulatory region sequence-specific DNA binding; DNA-binding transcription factor activity, RNA polymerase II-specific. The transcript has 8 exons. NCBI's taxonomy places the organism in Eukaryota, Viridiplantae, Streptophyta, Magnoliopsida, Asterales, Asteraceae. Bases 107 to 823 code for a protein of 238 amino acids.